This is a messenger RNA of Cucumis melo (muskmelon), 1768 nucleotides long. Its product is annotated as auxin transporter-like protein 2. Bases 47 to 1528 code for a protein of 493 amino acids. The transcript has 9 exons. NCBI's taxonomy places the organism in Eukaryota, Viridiplantae, Streptophyta, Magnoliopsida, Cucurbitales, Cucurbitaceae. The record is from RefSeq and is a predicted model, not a curated record. Gene Ontology annotation, cellular component: plasma membrane.
CAACGAACUAUCCAUUUGAGAGAGAGAGAGACACACACAAGAGAAAAUGGAGAUAGCGGAGGCAGCUGCGGAGACGACGACGACGAUGAUGACAACGACAACGGUGAUAGUUGAGAAGAAUAAUAAUCAUAACAAUAAUGAGCCAACGGACGCGAUGACAAAGCUGUCGAAGCUGUUUUGGCAUGGGGGUUCAGUUUAUGAUGCUUGGUUCAGCUGUGCUUCAAACCAGGUUGCUCAAGUUCUUCUUACAUUGCCAUAUUCAUUUUCUCAAGUGGGAAUGGUUUCUGGAAUUGUUCUUCAACUGUUGUAUGGAUUGAUGGGAAGUUGGACAGCUUAUCUUAUUACUUCACUUUAUCUUGAAUAUAGACUAAGGAAACAGACUCAAAAACCUCAUUACUUUACGAAUCAUGUCAUUCAGUGGUUUGAGGUUCUAGAGGGGCUACUAGGGAGGCGAUGGAGGAACGUGGGACUAGUGUUCAAUUGCACGUUUCUGUUAUUUGGGUCGGUGAUACAACUAAUAGCAUGUGCGAGCAACAUAUAUUACAUAAAUGAGAAGAUUGAGAAGAGGACAUGGACAUACAUAUUUGGAGCAUGCUGUGCAACAACAGUGUUCGUUCCUUCUUUUCACAAUUACAGAAUUUGGUCUUUUUUGGGUCUUGCAAUGACCACUUACACUGCUUGGUAUCUUGCCAUUGCUUCCUUCCUUCAUGGCCAGGUUGAAGGAGUGAAACACUCGGGUCCGACCAAGAUGGUCCUAUACUUCACGGGGGCCACUAACAUUCUGUACACAUUUGGGGGACAUGCCGUCACUGUAGAAAUUAUGGAUGCAAUGUGGAAGCCAGAGAAAUUCAAAGGGAUAUAUUUGAUGGCUACGGUUUAUGUAUUGACAUUGACACUUCCAUCAGCGGCGGCUGUUUAUUGGGCAUUUGGAGAUUUGCUUCUUAAUCAUUCUAAUGCCUUUGCUCUUCUCCCAAAAUCUACCUUUAGGGAUUUGGCUGUUGUUUUAAUGCUCAUUCAUCAGUUCAUAACAUUCGGGUUCGCAUGCACACCAUUAUAUUUUGUAUGGGAGAAAGCAAUAGGGAUGCACAAAUGCAAGAGCUUAUGCAAACGAGCCGCAGCUAGAUUGCCCGUCGUCGUUCCCAUAUGGUUUUUGGCCAUUGUUUUUCCUUUCUUCGGCCCCAUCAACUCUGCCGUGGGUUCACUCCUCGUUAGCUUCACCGUCUACAUCAUCCCUGCCCUUGCUCAUAUGUUCACCUUCAAAUCCCCUGCUGCUAGAGAGAAUGCUGUGGAGCAACCACCUAAAUUUGUGGGCAGGUGGGUGGGGACGUAUACGAUUAAUGUGUUUGUAGUGGUGUGGGUCUUGGUUGUAGGGUUUGGGUUUGGUGGGUGGGCGAGUAUGACGAACUUCAUACGACAGAUUGAUAAUUUUGGCCUCUUUGCCAAGUGUUAUCAAUGCCCACCUCCUUUGCCUUCGCAGCAACAUAACUUCACGGUGGCGCCGCCUCCGCUUCACCACCACCACCACUGACCGUUGUCUUCUUAUCGUUUCGUUUUUCUUUUCCCCCUUUUUUGAUGAUGAGAACAAUAGAAUGAUUAAACGAUUAUUUUUCGUUUUAUGGAAAUUUAACAAAAUUUGGUAAGAACUAUAGUGUAAACUAAUGUCUUUUUUUUGGAGUAGUGUGGUUUAAGGAGUUAUGACGAAGUUAUUUGUAAGAACCGAUGAUAUGAUGAAAUGAUACUGAAUUGAAUUAUAUUCCUAUUGAAGAAA